This is a messenger RNA of Oxyura jamaicensis (ruddy duck), 2073 nucleotides long. RefSeq names its product LanC like 2 (gene LANCL2). Gene Ontology annotation, cellular component: plasma membrane. The coding region runs from base 240 to 1583 and encodes 447 amino acids. Lineage: Eukaryota; Metazoa; Chordata; Aves; Anseriformes; Anatidae. The record is from RefSeq and is a predicted model, not a curated record. The transcript is spliced from 9 exons. Gene Ontology annotation, biological process: carbohydrate metabolic process; peptide modification.
UCCUCCUCUUCCUCCUCCUCCCCGGGCCGGGGCCGGGCUCGGAGGCUGCGGAUGAGGCGGGCGAGGGCGGUGCUGGCGUGCUGCCUGCUCCUGGGGCCGGCCUUCCCCCUCGUCCUGCUGCUGCUCUGACAUGAGCCGCGGCCGGGGGCCGGCCGGCCGGAGCCGGAGGGAGCCCCGCUCCGCAGCCCCAGGGCCUGACGCCCCCGGCGGGGGACGAUGAGGAGCCCGGGCGGGCUGAGAUGGGAGAGAGCAUGUCCAAGCGGCUGAAGCUGCAGCUGGGCGGCGAGGCGGAGAUGGAGGAGCGGGCUUUCGCCAACCCCUACGCCGACUACCAGCCGCAGGCGGCGGAGGGCGCCCCGCGGGACAAGGCGGCGCCGGGGGACGAGCCCCUGCCCUUCGGCACCGACGGCAAGGUCAGCGCUCAGUUCACAAAACGGAUCCAGACAAAAAUCAAGGACCUUCUGCAGCAAAUGGAGGAAGGGCUGAAGACAGCAGAUCCACAUGACUGCUCUGCCUAUACUGGCUGGACUGGCAUUGCCCUCCUAUAUCUCCAACUGUACCGUGUCACAAAAAACCAGAGCCAUUUGCAGCGAUCUCUUGAUUAUGUGAAGAGAAUCCUUCGCAAUCUGAAUGGCAGAAGAGUUACUUUUCUCUGUGGUGAUGCUGGGCCACUGGCAGUGGGUGCAGUGGUUUAUCACAAGCUGAAAAAUGACAGUGAAUCAAAAGAAUGUGUUGCCAGGCUGUUGCAGCUCCAAAGGACAGUCGUAAGUGCAGAUGCUGAGCUUCCAGAUGAGCUCCUUUAUGGCAGAGCGGGAUACCUGUAUGCCUUGCUGUACCUGAACACUGAAAUUGGUCCAGACACUGUCCCACAGUCUGUUAUCAAAGAGGUAAUAGAUGCCAUUAUCGAGUCGGGGAAGAACUUCUCGAAGGAGGAGCGAAAAGCAGAGCGUUGUCCUCUCUUGUAUCAGUGGCACAGGAAGCAAUAUGUUGGAGCGGCCCAUGGGGUGGCUGGGAUCUACUACAUGCUUAUGCAGCCAAUUGCGAACGUGGAUCAGGAGACACUGACAGAGCUGGUGAAGCCGAGCAUUGACUAUGUGCGUCAUAAAAAAUUCCGAUCUGGGAACUACCCGUCAUCACUGAGCAACGAGACCGACAGAUUGGUUCACUGGUGCCACGGUGCCCCUGGAGUCAUCCACAUGCUCAUGCAAGCUUAUAAGACUUUUAAAGAGGAUAAGUACUUGAAAGAUGCCAUGGAGUGUAGCGACGUCAUCUGGCAGAGAGGUUUACUGAGAAAAGGCUACGGGAUCUGCCAUGGUACUGCUGGCAAUGGCUACUCCUUCUUGUCUCUCUAUAACCUAACUCAGGACAAAAAGUACCUCUACCGAGCUUGCAAGUUUGCCGAAUGGUGUUUGGAAUAUGGUGCACAUGGAUGUCGUAUUCCUGACAGACCUUAUUCUCUCUUUGAAGGAAUGGCUGGAGCUAUUCACUUCCUCUCAGAUAUUGCAGUACCGGAGACUUCCAGGUUUCCAGCGUUUGAACUUGGUCCUCAAAGAAGGGAAAACAAAGUGGAACAGGACAGCUAAAAGAUUCUGUUAAAAGUAAACUGAUGCCAAAAGAGACAAGACUGUUUAGUGCCUCUGAUACAGAACCAACUCGACCCUAGCUGACGGAUGGAUAAACCCCGUUUCUCACUUCCCCUGCCCCAAGGGACCGUGAAAUCAUUAGCGCAUGAAUGAGAGAAGCCACAUCUAAGUUCUGUUAGUGACACCUUCACAUGUAGGACAAGAGAAGUCAAAUUUUGAACUUUCUCUCUUUUGUUGUAUUUGUCUUCUCCGGGUCUUUGACAUGCUCUGCAUGUUUAUUGGUGUUGUCUGUUGAUUCGAGUCUUUUGUUGUUAGCAGAGAGCUGUUCUUUGUGUGAAGCUCUGUCCUGUACCUUCAUGCAUGACCCAUCACACCAACGUCGCUGACCCCUAACAGCAGUGUUGCUUUCUGCACUGUGGCUAGCGAGAGAGCUCCACUUCACACCAGAGAGUUCACUGUAAGACAGAGUCCAGCUUCACUGGUGAGCUGG